Messenger RNA from Arachis ipaensis, 615 nucleotides. RefSeq lists its product as uncharacterized. The record is from RefSeq and is a predicted model, not a curated record. Lineage: Eukaryota; Viridiplantae; Streptophyta; Magnoliopsida; Fabales; Fabaceae.
AUGGAUGAACAGAAUGAAUCCGAACAAGAUUUCGGAGAUGAAUUUAUUGAGGGAGUGUAUUUUUCUAAAUCUGAUCCGUCAGAAGAUACCCUUGAAGCUGCUUAUAUGGUUGACUCCGUGCAAGACAUUACAAUUUUAAAUUUCAGUGAAAAUUGUGUGGAGAAAAUUGGUAAAAAUCACUUUUCUAUUUUGCAGCUUGCAUUUGAUUUUUAUCUGAAGUACUCAAUGUCAAAGGGCUUUGGUGCAAGGAAGAGUAAGACUUUCAAGAAUAGUAUUGGCGAGGUUUACAAACAAAAGUUUGUAUGUCAUAGGCAAGGAUUCAGGGAGAAAAAGUAUUACACGAUGGAAAAAAGGAAGAAGGAGCCUAGAUUGGAAACAAGAACUGGGUGUGAAGCCCGAAUGGAUGUUAAAUUUGUAACUGAAACUGGAAGAAAAAUGUCAGAGGAAGAUAUUAUACAAAUGAUGAACAUGCUAAAGUCCGGAAUUAACACUUCACAGAUAUUUGGUCUUCUAGCUAGUCCAGCAGGCGGGUAUGAAUUUGUUGGCUAUGAUCCCAGAGAUAUGUACAAUAAGAUUGCUCGGCAAAGGCGUGAAGUUCCUGGUGAUGCAGCAUGA